Oreochromis aureus is the source of this 4643-nucleotide messenger RNA. Its product is annotated as sodium- and chloride-dependent GABA transporter 2-like. Lineage: Eukaryota; Metazoa; Chordata; Actinopteri; Cichliformes; Cichlidae. Gene Ontology annotation, cellular component: membrane. The coding region runs from base 928 to 2766 and encodes 612 amino acids. The record is from RefSeq and is a predicted model, not a curated record. The transcript is spliced from 16 exons. Gene Ontology annotation, biological process: sodium ion transmembrane transport.
UAUAUUUAAUUCAAAGGAAAUACUACAGGAGCACAUAUCUGCAGUCUAAUUAUAAUGCUGAGGCUGGUUUAGCUUUAUGUGUCAGAGCAUGGGGGGUGCAGCAGGCCUAAAGUUGCUGAGUACAGCAACUAGAAGACGUAAGUAAACAGAGUAAAAAACAAAUAUUUAUCAGUAGCAAUAUCAAUGUAGUGAAUUAUUCAGAGACAACACAUUCAGCAAGCAGAGCUCAGAAAAAUACAUUCAGGAAGGAAAUUAAAACAGCUGCAGGUGUACAGAUGUGAAGCAGAACCUGCAUCUAUUUAUAGAUGCCAUGCAAUAACAUAGGAUGCACACAAUACGUUCAGUAAUUCCCACCGCAUGCCUGUUUGCAUACAGAAAUGUUUAUAUUGCUUUCAUGUGAUAUAUGACCCACUGCUACAAAUCCUCCAGCUGGCAGCUCAUUGAGGUCUCUUUACAGCACAUGACAUUAACGGAGACGGCUCAGCUGCUUUGCUUUAGUUAUUAGCCAAAGUGCUAAUCUUAUACACUCAAGGUCUUCCUGUCUGAGUGGAAAAAUACAGGAGGGAAGUGGCAUUAGAUCGGAUCUUUGUCACAGCCAAACCUUUUUUUUUUUCCUAAUGCCACACAGCGUAACGUGCAGACCAAUCCGGCAAUAAUUGGGUCAGAGGAGCUAAAGCAGACCACGGUUACUUUGUUUCUCACUUUGGCUCUGUUCAUGACUGUUGUAAUAGUAAUUUUACAAUGUAUGUUGAAGGAAUAUUACUGCCCUCUGUUGGUGUGUUUGUGCAUUACAUGCAAUAAAAGGUGUUCGUUAAAAACAUCAAUGACAUGUCUGCUGUGUAGAGCUCUUGCAGUGUAACCUGCUGAAAGGAAUACUGAUCAGUUUUCUGGGGCUGGAAAGGGGCUCUUGGGGGCGGGAGUUUGGUGAUGGAGAGCAUGCCGAGGGAAUUUCUUAAAGGAAACAGCCUGGAGGCACCCGGGCAAGAAAAAGGUCUCAUGAAGAAGACUCAGUUGCUGGACCGCGGCCAGUGGGCGAGCAAGUUGGAGUUUCUGCUGGCCGUAGCAGGGACAUUGGUCGGGCUGGGAAACCUUUGGAGGUUCCCCUACUUGUGCUACAAAAAUGGGGGAGGUGCAUUUCUGAUUCCCUACGUCCUGUUUCUGCUUGCUUGUGGCAUCCCGAUGUUCCUCCUGGAAACAGCCAUGGGACAGUUCACAUCUCAGGGAUGUAUCACGUGCUGGAGGCACUUCUGCCCCUUGUUUGAAGGUAUUGGAUAUGCAACCCAGGUAGUGAUUGCAUAUGCUGCUGUGUCAUACAUUGUGAUCCAGGCAUGGGCGUUCUUCUACCUGUUUUCAUCCUUCAGUGCUGAGAUUCCAUGGGCCAGCUGCAGGAACUCCUGGAACACAGAGUCUUGUUUUGAAUUUGAUAAAGCAAAUGCGUCAUCCAACUGGACAGCAGCUGCAAAUGCAACAACACCAGCAACAGAAUUCUGGGAGAGAAGAGUACUGGGUAUAUCUCAAGGGAUUGAGGAGAUUGGUAGCCUGAGGUGGGACUUGGCUUUGUGUCUCUUACUGGCAUGGAUCAUUUGUUACUUCUGUGUUUGGAAAGGAGUGAAAUCCACUGGAAAGGUAGUUUACUUUACGGCCACUUUUCCCUACGUGAUGUUGGUGGUUCUGUUAGCUCGUGGACUCACUUUACCAGGAGCCAUAAACGGCUUAGCUUUUUACCUGUAUCCUGACCCCACAAGGUUGGUGGACCCUCAAGUUUGGAUGGACGCAGGUGCACAAGUUCUUUUCUCCUUUGGGAUUUGUCAGGGGAGUUUGACGGCUCUGGGCAGUUACAAUAAGUAUGACAAUGAUUGUUACAAAGACACAUUUGUUCUGUGUUUGGUGAACGGCGGAUCCAGUUUUGUUGCAGGGUUUGCAAUCUUUUCUGUUCUGGGGUAUAUGUCCUACGAACAAGGACUGCCAAUAUCAGAAGUGGCAGCUUCUGGACCUGGCUUGGCAUUUAUUGCCUAUCCGCGCGCGGUAGCCAUGAUGCCCUUACCUCAAUUAUGGGCUAUAUGUUUCUUCAUCAUGGUCAUCUUGUUGGGGGCAGAUACACAGUUUGUGAGUUUGGAGUGUUUGAUGACCUCAGUGACCGAUAUGUUCCCCAGUGUGUUUCGAAGAGCUUAUCGUCGAGAAUUGCUGCUGCUCUGCCUCUGCUCUGUUUGCUUUUUUCUCGGCCUCCUCCUCGUCACCGAGGGGGGCUUGUAUUUCCUUCAACUCUUUGAUCAUUAUGUGUGUAGUGGAAACAAUCUUCUCCUUCUUUCUGUGUGUCAGUCGAUAGCGAUUGGAUGGAUAUAUGGUGCUGAUCGUCUUUAUGACAACAUUGAAGACAUGAUAGGUUAUCGUCCCUGGCCUCUAAUGAAGCAUUGUUGGCUUUACGUUACCCCUGCCGUGUGUCUAGGUACUUUUGUCUUUUCAAUUGUGAGAUACAAGCCUCUCAAGUUCAACAAAACCUACGUCUAUCCGACCUGGGCGUACGCGUUGGGCUGGUUUCUUGGACUGUUUUGUGUUCUUCUGGUUCCUCUGUGGAUCAUCUUUAAAGUUACUACAAUGAAAGGGACAAUUUGGCAGAACCUCAGGCAGCUUUGCGUCCCUCAGAGCAGGACGCACAGGAAAGCAAAGCAGCCCGAGCAGUGCCCUUUAAACCCAGACAACACUCUUACUCCUGUUGCCAGCGAAUACAAGGGAAGAGGUGGAGCUGAGAUGGAGAUGCAAGUCUGAAAACCGUAACAUUUUUACGAAUUUUUCAGAUGUGAUGUUUUUAUUUUAUUUUAAACUCAAGGUUUUGUAAAGAAAAUACUGAUAAGAUAAUUAAUUCCGAAUACUUCCAGCAGGGUUCAGAGGCAUGUACUACGAAGCAGGUCGAGUUUUGAGAGACCGUGUAGACUAGUGACUAUCGGGGUAACUUUAUUCCCCGCUACAUUUUUUGUCUUGCUAGCAGCAAACAGUUUCAAAUCAUUCCAGUGUUUGGUAGGCUCUUAUUUAGCACCACAAUCCUCAAACAAAAGCACUUGAGCCUUGUAGGUGACUUUCUCGUUAGAUUUACAAACUUUUUGCUUUCCCACAAACACUGCCACAAUUUUAUCUGAUUGAUAGAAUCCAUACUUGUUAUUGUGUUGAGAUGUACUUGUAAUGAUGUGGCAGUAAUAUUGAUAAGCCUAUGAACGUAGGCAGCUGGCAUGUUUUAAGAUGAUUUUUUUUCUAAAUUUUCUUCUGCAUCCCUGCAUGAUGAAUCUGUCUUACACUGCCUGGUCAAAAAAAAGGAAGAAAGAAAAGCAACCGCCCAUAUUUAAAUAAGCAAGCUGGUAAGAGGAUGAUGGUGACCCAUCAUGGUGAACAAUCAUCUUGGGAAAAAGGAUGAUGGGUUUUUUCCCCCCACUCUGCCUUACAUCUUUUUUUUAUGAAGCUAAGAGCAUUUCCACAUUGUUAAGACAAUACCAGUUGUGUAACCUUGGGAAAACCACUUAUCAGGGAGGCUAAUUGGUGAAAAAUGCCAAAAUGCAAAACAAAAGAUGAGGUCAGACUACCUAAAUGUACUGAAUUACCAACAAUGUGGGGGUUUUUUUUCUUUCAUGAUUCCAAGAAGACAAAUUCAGGAUUCAGCAGGCUCAAACUGUGAAAGAGUUGUUUGGGGAACAUGAGAAUCAGCGGACACAAAGUCCAUACAAUACAAGAUCUUAGUGAAAAAUUUGUGCAACUCUUGCUUAAGAUUAUCAAAACGAUACUGUGGGGAAUUUGUGUUGUCAUCAAACCAUGAAGGUAUUCUAACAAAAUAUUUGAGUGUGCGAUUUGUUUUUUUGACUUGGCAGUGUAAAUUUUUUAAUGGCCUUUUGUUGUUGUUGUUGUUGUUGAAAGUGUUACUUGCUCCCUUUGAAAGAAAUAUAUUAAUAUAAUAUUCUUGUGCCAAAAGUUCCCAUUCGAUAUGAAGGCAACUCAAUACUGAGUCUACUCACCAACAUCUCAGUUCCUUUGUAGUGUCAUAUACCACAAACACCACUCAAGUUGAGUUUGGGUUUGUUUGUUUUUUUUAAUGACCACAGGGUAAAUUAGUUAAAGUACUUCGGCCUCAGGUACAGCCCUCGGGUCUCUGCAAUGUGCACAAUAAGCAAUAAUGUGUCACCGUGAGGCAUAGAGCAAUAACACACUUUUGACAUAACAAGGUUUGUGAAGUUUGCCAACACUUUUUUCACUAAAGGAUAAAGUAUUACAGCCUGUCACCUUGCUCAAGGAUCAGAAGAUGCCAGUUAUUGCCGUCCACUAAAAUGCACUGUGACCUCAGAUUUUUACACAAUCUGAAAAAACACAAACAAAAAGAUAAAGUUGCAGCUGAUGUGUUCACUGAAUGAAGAAUGAUUUGGAUACAGUGAGCUCAAUAUAUAUUUUAGACACUGACACGGUUUCUGUUAUUUUAGCUGUGUGGGUAGGUAGAUUAUAUUUGUUAUGUACAGUUAUGAAUUUGAUGUAGCUGUGGAUUUGAGAUUUGAUUUGGGGGUUGAACAAAAAUAUUGCUUUAAUCAUUUACAAAUUCUUGCAAUAUUUAUAUACUGUCCGUCAUCUUGAGGGGCUCAAUUGUAAUUGCACUAAAGCUAUUUCAUUGA